CUUGGAGGGUUCCCCUACCUGUCUGAGGAGCUGCGGACACCGCUGCCCUUGACUAUGGCUGAGGAGCUGAUCCUGCAAAGAUGCGACUUGGAGCUGGAGACCAAUGGCCACGACCACCACACAGCUGACUUGUGCCAGGACAGACUGGUGGUACGGCGGGGCCAGCCCUUCCGGCUGACACUGCACUUCGAGGGCCGCGGCUACGAGGCCAGCGUGGACAGACUCACCUUCAGCGCUGUGACUGGCCCAGCCCCCAGCGAGGAGGCGGGGACCAAAGCUCGCUUCCCACUGUCUGAUGCAGUGGAGGAGGGCGCCUGGACAGCCUCGGUGGUAGACCAGCAGGACUGUGUCUUGUCGCUGCAGUUCAGCACCCCAGCCAGUGCCCCCAUCGGCCUGUACCGCCUCAGCCUCGAGGCCUCUACUGGCUACCAGGGCUCCAGCUUUGUGCUCGCCCACUUCACCUUGCUCUUCAAUGCCUGGUGCCCAGCGGACGCCGUGUACCUGGACUCGGAGGAGGAGAGGCGCGAGUAUGUGCUCACCCAGCAGGGCUUCAUCUACCAGGGCUCAGCCAAGUUCAUCAACAGGAUCCCUUGGAACUUCGGGCAGUUUGAAGAUGAGAUCCUGGAUAUCUGUCUGACCCUCCUGGAUGUGAACCCCAAGUUCCUGAAGAACUCCAGCCGCGACUGCUCUCGCCGCAGUAGCCCAGUCUAUGUGGGCCGGGUGGUGAGCGUCAUGGUCAACUGCAAUGACGACAACGGGGUGCUGCAGGGCCGCUGGGACAACAACUACACGGAUGGCAUCAGCCCCAUGUAUUGGAUCGGCAGUGUGGACAUCCUGAGGCGCUGGAAGAAAUACAGCUGCCAGCAGGUCAAAUACGGCCAGUGCUGGGUCUUCGCUGCUGUGGCCUGCACAGUGCUGCGUUGUCUGGGUAUACCCACUCGCGUGGUGACCAAUUUCAACUCGGCUCAUGACCAGAACAGCAACCUGCUCAUCGAGUACUUCCACGAUAAGGAUGGGGUCCUCCAGAGGGACAAGAGCGAGAUGAUCUGGAACUUCCACUGCUGGGUGGAGUCGUGGAUGACCAGGCCUGACCUGCAGCCCGGCUACGAGGGGUGGCAGGCCCUGGACCCAACACCCCAGGAGAAGAGCGAAGGGACCUACUGCUGCGGCCCCGUCCCAGUUCGCGCCAUCAAGGAGGGUGACUUGAGCACCAAAUACGAUGCGCCUUUUGUCUUCGCUGAGGUCAACGCGGACGUGGUGGAUUGGAUCCAGCAUGAGGAUGGAUCCAUGCACAAAUCCGUCAACCGUUCCCAGGUGGUGGGGCUGAAUAUCAGUACCAAGAGCGUGGGCCGUGACGAACGCCAGGACAUCACGCACAACUAUAAGUACCCAGAGGGGUCCCAAGAAGAGAGGGAUGCCUUCACCAGAGCCAACCAUCUGAACAAACUGGCCACGAAAGAGGAGACGGGGGUGGCUAUGCGGAUCCGCGUGGCCCAGAGCAUGAGCAUGGGCAGCGACUUCGAAGUCUUUGCCUAUAUCAACAACGACACGGCCGAGGAGCGCACCUGCCGCCUUGUGCUGUGUGCGCGCACUGUCAGCUACAACGGGGUGCUGGGCCCUGAGUGUGGCACCAAGGACCUGCUCAACCUCAUCCUGGAGCCCUUCUCUGAGAAUAGCAUCCCUCUUCGCAUCCUCUACGAGAAGUACGGGGACUGCCUGACCGAGUCCAACCUCAUCAAGGUGCAGGGCCUCCUCAUCGAGCCGGCUACCAACAGCUACGUGCUGGCCCACAGGGACAUCUACUUGGAGAAUCCUGAGAUCAAGAUCCGGGUCCUGGGAGAGCCAAAGCAGAACCGUAAGCUGGUGGCCGAGGUGUCCAUGCAGAACCCGCUCUCCGUGCCCCUGAUAGGCUGCUGCUUCACGGUGGAGGGCGCUGGCCUGACCAAGGAGCAGCUGAGAGUGGAGAUCUCGGACCCCGUGGAGGCGGGGGAGGUGGUCAAGGUGAGGGUGGACCUGCUGCCGCUGCAUGUGGGUCUGAACAAGCUGGUGGUGAACUUUGAGAGCGACAAACUCAAGUCCGUGAAGGGCUUCCGGAACAUCAUCAUCGGACCCCCCUAAGGGACCUGCGUGCCUCAUCCUGCAGCCUGCAGAGAGCCCCAGUUUGAUCCUAAUCUUUAUCCCAAGCUCAUGAGUGACUCUGCCCCCUCUUUGGGCCCAAAGCCCAGGAUAGGGGUAGGCUGCCCGGGGGACCCUUUGGGGUGGGAUGUUCUCAGCUUGUGCUUUUCAUGCCCUACUGGCCUAAUUUCCCACACAUGCCCCUGAACUGUGAGGAAUGUACUCUGUCAUCACAGUGGGAAUCCUGACCUUGGCUGCCUGCACAGGGGUUGGGGAGCAGGGAGUGCACUGGGGAAGCCCUUGAUGGCCACCAGAUUGUUUGAUCUAUUCUUAGCCCGCUGCCUGGCUGAAGGAACUCCAUACCCUGGAGUGUGUCCUGUCUGCCUCUCCAGAACGCACCCAGACCGGAGGGGCCCUUGGGAGAGCCAGAGCCAGAUGGAGCUAGGGGAGAGGUCUGGACCAAGCUCCCCUCUGCAUUCCAGCAGCCCUGACCCGCCGAUCGCCACCUGCUCCGCACAAGACCCUGCUGUGUGCCAAGUGCACCUUGAUGGUGCUCACAGGGCUGCCAACCCAUUUACUCAUUGCAGAAAGCUAUGGAAAUGGGAGGGGGCUGCCUCCUGUGGAAGGUGCUGCAGCUCCAAGAGGGGAGACAAUCACAGCCCACGCCCGCGGGUGGUAUGAGGGCCCGGAAGCUGAUCCAGAGAGCUCUGUCUCAGAGUCUGGUACAUGCAGUUAACUACAGCCCUGGCCUGAGAAUGUCACAGAAAGCACAUCUGGGACCUGGUCAGAAAGGGCCGAGGAGGAAUGAGACAGCGGUGGGAGGACUGGAGAGACUCAGGAGGGGGUAAGGGGUGGGAACAGGGCUGUGGCUCAGCCCCAAGUCUGGCCUGGCACUGCCAUCCCCCCUGCGGUCCUGUUCCAUGCCCCUCACCCCUGGGCCAGCAGCGUCAUGGAAGUGCUCGACUCUGGUGCUCUGUGACCCAGCCUCUCACAUGACGCCAGGGUCCACUUCCUGCUCCAGCGAGCCUUGGGCCCCUGGCCCACAGUGUUUCUGAGCAUGAACCCGUGACCCUGUCACCCUGCUGAGCCAGGUGACCCACCCUGCUGAGCCAGGUGCCUCUUGUCAGGUCCCCGUCCUAGAGCUGAGAGCCCCUGGUGCCCUGUCCUCCCCAUGAGCCUGCUCACUACGAACGUCCAGCCUUCCGAGCACCUCAGCCACGCAUGUUGGACCCUCCCCAGUGGGUCAGCACCCCGGGCCCCACCAAUCACAAUUGUCCUAUCUGGUUUUAUCUCCGCUCCAUAGAACUGGGCCUCCCUCAGGCUAGACCAGAGGUGUGGGAGGGAUGAAGUCACAGUCACUGGGGUCCCCCAAAUCCUAGAGAGGAACUUGGACAAAACCACACAGGUGCACUUGGAGUUUUCUCUGCUUCGCAUGGAGAAGAAUCACAACAUGAGCCAACAUGUGUCUGUUCCGUUUACCUAGCUCUGUCUCUGGUUUCGUAAGCUUUGGGGUUCUCCCAGCAGGCAGUGCUUUUGAACCACAAGGAGUAAGCAUUGAAAUAAAAGAGCUUGUUUGUCACACUCAAGCAAGGUCUGCUUGCUCCUGAGCUUUGGAGGGAAGAGGGUGGGCUCGCUCAGCCAUAUUCCCAGCUAACAGCCUCCACCUCUACCCUGGGAUUCAGCUUCAUGGGCAUGCAAGGCUGUUCCCGCUCUGGCCGCAUCUCCAGCCCCUUCCACCAUGUUUGGACAGCAGUGGGCUUCCACACCCUUUAAACACCCUGUGCAGGUGACUAUCUCCUAUCUUCCAAAUGUGAAGUUCCCCAAGCCACAAGUGCCCUUCCUCAUCCUUACUGAACUGCCAACUCCUACUCAUCCUAUCAUGCCUAACAACAAGGUCACCUCUUCUGUGAAGGCCUCCUUGACUACUUCUCAAGCCCCUCAAAUGCUAAAAUAUGGACCCAUUUAUCCCAGUGAAUUUUUAAGUCCAUAUCUGCCUCCUUCCUCAUCCUAUCUGAAAUAUCUCUUAAAUAAACAUGAAUAAAUG
Ochotona curzoniae (black-lipped pika) is the source of this 4159-nucleotide messenger RNA. RefSeq names its product transglutaminase 2 (gene TGM2). Gene Ontology annotation, biological process: peptide cross-linking. Lineage: Eukaryota; Metazoa; Chordata; Mammalia; Lagomorpha; Ochotonidae. The coding region runs from base 55 to 2118 and encodes 687 amino acids. Gene Ontology annotation, molecular function: protein-glutamine gamma-glutamyltransferase activity. The record is from RefSeq and is a predicted model, not a curated record. The transcript is spliced from 13 exons.